AACAAAAAGAGAAUAGAGAAAACCAGUAUCGCGUUAAAUAGGUAGAUUGAAAUCUAUCGUCUGUCGCUUAAAAGGAAGUUAAAUUGGGACCAACAAGGAUAAAGCAUCACCACCGUUCAUUUACACGACUCUUUCGAAGAUUCAUCAAUGGCGGACCUCAAUCUCGCGUACCUCUUGUUCGUUCUACCUCUCGCGCUUCUCGUCUUCCUCUACUUCAUAGUCCGUCCCCGCCCGGUCAGGAUCCCGAUCAAGAACCGCCACGUCUUCAUCACCGGUGGAUCGAGCGGCAUCGGGCUGGCCCUGGCCCACCGGGCCGCGUCGGAGGGCGCGCGCGUCUCCAUCCUCGCGCGGUCGCACGACAAGCUUGAGGACGCAAAACACGCGAUCCGCCUUGCCACCGGCGUCGACGUCGCGACCUUCGCCGCCGACGUGCGCGACGCCGACGCCGUCCGUAGGGCGGCGGAGGAGGCCGGGCCGAUCGAUGUGUUGGUCGUGAACCAAGGUGUAUUUGUCCCAGAGGAGCUGGAGAAGCAAGGAUUAGAUGAGGUGAAGUUCAUGGUGGACGUCAAUCUGAUUGGAAGCUUCAACAUGAUCAAAGCCGCUUUGCCGGAGAUGAAGAACAGAGAAGGUCGCGGACCGGGCUCAAUCGCUCUCAUGUCGUCCCAGGCCGGUCAGGUUGGAAUUUAUGGUUACACAGCUUAUUCUGCGAGCAAAUUUGGUCUGCGAGGUUUAGCAGAAUCAUUACAACAUGAACUUAUCGCAGAAGACAUUCAUAUCUCUCUUAUAUUCCCUCCAGAUACAAAUACUCCUGGUUUCAUUGAAGAGAGCAAGAAACGACCACCGCUAACACGCAUUAUUACGGGGUCCUCGGGUGAGAUGAAAGCCGAGGAAGUUGCAAAGAAGGCUCUGGACGGCAUAAAAUGUGGCAGCUUUAUUAUCCCUUGCAACUUCGAGGGACUCUUGUUGUCCAUUGCAACUGCUGGAUUAUCUCCUCAGAGAUCAUUUCCAAUGGCUUUCGUUGAAGUGCUCACCGCUGGUUUGAUUCGUGUUGCGGCUCUGUGCUUUCAGUGGAAUUGGUAUGGAAGCAUUGAGAAGUAUUACGCUCAAAAACAACAGUAAGGUAUUCUUUUUUCAGAGAACCGCACCAAGCAGAAGAAAAUGUUGCCAACUUUGGUUGAAUUUUUGCAGAUUAUGUGUUUCGUUCUAAAUUAUGUUGAAUUUAGAACCGGACAGUUAUGACUUUUUUUUUU
Morus notabilis is the source of this 1250-nucleotide messenger RNA. Its product is annotated as 3-dehydrosphinganine reductase TSC10A. Gene Ontology annotation, cellular component: endoplasmic reticulum membrane. The coding region runs from base 148 to 1119 and encodes 323 amino acids. The record is from RefSeq and is a predicted model, not a curated record. Gene Ontology annotation, molecular function: 3-dehydrosphinganine reductase activity. Lineage: Eukaryota; Viridiplantae; Streptophyta; Magnoliopsida; Rosales; Moraceae. The transcript is spliced from 3 exons. Gene Ontology annotation, biological process: sphingolipid biosynthetic process.